Molecule: messenger RNA, 567 nt
Organism: Radiomyces spectabilis
Lineage: Eukaryota; Fungi; Mucoromycota; Mucoromycetes; Mucorales; Radiomycetaceae
Product: small GTPase superfamily
Exons: 6
Coding region: 1-567 (188 amino acids)
Biological process (GO): signal transduction
Cellular component (GO): plasma membrane
Molecular function (GO): GTP binding; GDP binding; GTPase activity
Source: RefSeq, a predicted model, not a curated record
AUGAUGCUUUAUAAAUUAGUCGUCCUGGGAGACGGUGGUGUAGGAAAGACCGCCUUGACAAUACAGCUGUGUUUGAAUCACUUUACCUAUGACCCUACUAUAGAAGAUUCUUACCGAAAGCAAGUCGUCAUUGACGAUCACCCCUGCGUACUAGAAGUCCUGGAUACAGCAGGUCAAGAGGAAUAUGCAGCCUUAAGAGAUCAGUGGAUCAGAGAUGGUGAAGGGUUCCUGUUAGUCUAUGCGAUCAAUUCUCGAUCGACUUUUGAACGCAUUGAACGAUUCCGCGAGCAAAUUUUCCGAGUCAAAGAUAGCACGGAUGUGCCUCUGAUGUUGGUAGGCAACAAAUGCGACAAAGUGACGGAACGACAAGUGACGCGCGACGAAGGCUGGGCCAUGGCCCGACGCAUGGCUUGCGAUUUCAUCGAAACGUCGGCGAAAACGUGUGUCAAUGUCGAACGAUCGUUCUAUCAGGUUGUGAAAGCCAUUCGAAUGCAACGUCAAGGAACCAUCGCUGUCAAUAAGACCAAUGCCAAAAAAGACAAAAAGUUCAAAUGUCGGAUCCUGUGA